AUGGCUUGUUCCUCGACAGAAGAAACGUACGGCUACGAAGGCAGCCGCUUCGAAAAUGAUGUCGACGAAAAUUUUCAUUGCUCUAUCUGCUAUAAUGUUCUCAAGGAACCGAGGAUGUGCAGAAAUAACGAACACAUCUUUUGUCUUGCCUGCAUCACUCAACAUUUGAAGGUGAAUUCACAAACUUGCCCAGAAUGUAACGAACAUUUGAGCGUAGACACGCUUCGCCGGCCGCGAGUGUUGAAUAACUAUUUAUCGAAGCUGAAAAUUAAUUGCGACUACGCCAGUCGGGGAUGUUUGAAGUUCAGCUGUGUCGGAGAUCUCAAAACUCACGUUGCAAAUUGUCGUUUUGCUCCGGUGUUGUGUUCAAACGAAAACUGUGGUACGGUAAUUAACAAGCAAGAGGCGGCCCAUCACGAGACUGUCGUUUGUGAAUAUAAGAAAGCGAAAUGUCAUGAUUGUGGACUAAUGCAGGAAGUUGUGGAAAGAUUGGAAAGACGCUUAACAGAAUUGGAUUGGAAAGUAGAAGCAGAAAGCUAAGAAACGAAGAAGAGCAAAUAUGAAAUUAAACAAGAGCACAAAGAAGUCAAGAAAGAAGUCGGGGAAGUUAAGAAAGAAGAAAAGGAU
Messenger RNA from Paramuricea clavata, 627 nucleotides. The record is from the annotation of a GenBank genome assembly. Lineage: Eukaryota; Metazoa; Cnidaria; Anthozoa; Malacalcyonacea; Plexauridae.